AGGCUGGGGGGCGCUAUAUGAGGAGCACUCUGAGGAGCACCGAGCCCCUCGGGCCGGUGGGGAGUUCCUCGGGCAGCAGUUUGAGGGCGCAGGGUCUCCGGAGUGGCAGGGACUGUGGGGGAAGUUUAGGGGUGCGCUGAACUCCAGGGGCGCUGGCGAGUGAAUGCAGGGGUUGGUAGGUAGUGGGUUGGUGAACCUGCUGCCCGCUAAUCCCCUCCAGCUCUCACUGGGAGCGAGUUGGAAUUCCACUGGGUUUUGAGCAGCUGUGGUGGUGCAGGUUGUCAUCUGCUGGCUUGCGUUUCCCCUUCAGGGCAGACAUGGCGAAGCAGGCGCAGCUCAUGGAGCUGCUGAAGAAGGAGGUGAGGGCAAUGCUGAUAGCUGCCAAGGACGGCCUAACGCCAGCAGAGCUGGAGGAGCAGUACACGGCCAUGGUCUGCAAACCUCUGCCCCUCCAAGACCUGGGCUUCCAGUCCACCUUGGAGCUGGUGACACACAUGCCUGAAGUUGUUCGAGUCUUUCCUUGUAAGAAUGGCACUGUUAUCCUCAAAGCCAUUGCAGACGACACCACCGUAGGCAUUGCCAAGCUGGUUGCCUGCCAGAAGGGAAGGACGUGUGCUAAGACCUGGAAGAGAACUCUGAAGGCAAACGCUGCUUCUCCCUUUAAGAACUCUAAGAAUGCCCCGCAUUCCCCUCUGAGAGCCAGGACUCCUGUCCUGCCGGCGACAGUGAAGGCUGAGCUGCAGGACCUGCUGAGCUCCUCCCCUCUCCUGCUCCAGGACCUGGACAAGGCCUUCCUCAGCUGCUUUGGCCAGGAGUUCCCGUACAGGCAGUGCGGGUUUUCCUCCGCACUCGAAGCCCUCAGGAGCGUGUCUGAUGUCAUUGUGGUGGAGCAGACAAAGCUGCAGGACCUGCUGAGCUCCUCCCCUCUCCUGCUCCAGGACCUGGACAAGGCCUUCCUCAGCUGCUUUGGCCAGGAGUUCCCGUACAGGCAGUGCGGGUUUUCCUCCGCACUCGAAGCCCUCAGGAGCGUGUCUGAUGUCAUUGUGGUGGAGCAGACAAAGGCAGGGUCCUUGCUGGUCCUGAGGCAGCACGUGGCAAAGGAGGCAGAGCAGGAAGAGGGGCCUCAAAGUGAGGCGCAGGACGAAGAGGAGAUGCAAGCCGAGAUGCCCCCUUUGGAACCUGUCUGUGAGACAGAUGACUUCUACCAGGCAGCCCUUCUGAUGAAGGUGGAGCCAGUGGAAACACAAGCAGUAGAUCUGGGUGAUCGCCUCAAACAACCUCAAGAUUUUCAGCAGUUGCUACCAAACAAGCUGACACUGUCUCUAGAAAUCCCCCCGGAUGCUGUUCAGGACAGCAGCCUUUGCAGUUUACCACCUCUGAAGAGAAAGUGCUUGGUGGGAGUCAUUGUAGAAUUCAUCGUCUCUCCUACCCAGUUCUACGUCCAAAUCUGCGGCAGGGAAACAUCCUACAAACUGCAGGAUCUGAUGUUUGAGAUGAGACACCUUUACUCCCAUAAACUCGUCUCUGAUAAAUACAUCAUGCCUGACUCUGCAGUGCGGCCCGGACAGCUCUGCUGUGUGAUGGUCUCCAAAUGGUGGUACCGUGUUAUCAUCCACCGUGUGGUCAGUGACCAAGAAGUGGAGGUGUUCUACGCAGAUUAUGGACAGCUCCAAAUUGUCCAGAAGUCUUGGCUGAGAUUCCUCAAGUGGCACUACUUGAAGCUCCCUGCUCAGGCCAUCCCAUGUUCCUUGGCAUGGGUAAAACCCGUGGAGGGUACGUGGUCUCCUGCAGCAACUCUCGUGUUCAAGAAUCUCUGUCGCUUCAAGGAGCUUGUGGGCGUCGUGGAUGAAUAUGUGGAUGGUGUCCUGUACCUCUUCCUCUGUGACACAUCCACCAAGGAGGAUGUCUACUUCCACUACGUCUUGAGGGAUAUGGGAUAUGCUGAUGUGUGUGGAGAGAACAUUCCUUCCCAGGAAUUCAAGGAGCUGAAUCCUUUGGCCUUGUAUGUUCAGCCCAGUGGAAAGCAGGAGAAUGAUGAACUGGUGGAGCCAGACCUUUGCUUGCAGCAGGAAUCUCUAGUUGCAGAUAGUGAAACAGCAACCUCAAAGCUGGAUGGGGCUGAGCUGUGUGACCAGACACCUCAUUCUCUUGGAGAGUCCUCCAUGCCUGCUGUCCUAGUCAAGUCAGAGGAAGAUCUUUACACUUCCUUUAUUUACUCCAAGCAACCAGCAGAAAUGAGGCAAGAUGACCCUGAUCAGAAAGAAAGAUUUUGCAGUGAAGAGAACAUGAAGAAUGAAGACCUUCCCAGGAGCCGGCCUCUGUGGUGCCAACCUCACAAACUCCACGUCCCUCCUGCCACACUCACUGCAGUGUUGGCAGCUGCACGAUUGGCCACUUCCAGUGGCUCCCCAGCCUGGGAAGGCAGGUGUGAGAAGAGGGGAGAAGCUGGAGCUGCUGCCAGGGAAGGCUGCUGUGAGCAGCACAGGCUCUCUGGAUAGCCAUGCUGUUGGGGUUUGUCUUUUUUGUUUGUGGUUUGGUUUUUUUUGUUUGUUUUUUUUUUUUUUUCACAAACAUUUAAUCCCUUGAAAAAACUUUCUGGGUCUGACGUCU
Molecule: messenger RNA, 2610 nt
Organism: Empidonax traillii (willow flycatcher)
Lineage: Eukaryota; Metazoa; Chordata; Aves; Passeriformes; Tyrannidae
Gene: TDRD5
Product: tudor domain containing 5
Exons: 11
Coding region: 318-2498 (726 amino acids)
Biological process (GO): spermatogenesis
Source: RefSeq, a predicted model, not a curated record